This is a messenger RNA of Apiotrichum porosum, 231 nucleotides long. RefSeq lists its product as uncharacterized. Gene Ontology annotation, cellular component: mitochondrial outer membrane. NCBI's taxonomy places the organism in Eukaryota, Fungi, Basidiomycota, Tremellomycetes, Trichosporonales, Trichosporonaceae. Gene Ontology annotation, biological process: mitochondrial outer membrane translocase complex assembly; protein insertion into mitochondrial outer membrane. The transcript has 2 exons. The record is from RefSeq and is a predicted model, not a curated record. The coding region runs from base 1 to 231 and encodes 76 amino acids.
AUGCCUAUCAACUGGCCCGCGCAGGCCACCCCGGGCCACGACGACGACGUCUCAGACACCACAUCCGUCUCAUACCCCUCAUCGGACGACUCGUAUGACCCCGACGACCACGCAGCCAUGAUCCAGGAAGAGUGGGAGGAGAGCCUCCGCCAGAUCGAGACCGUUCUGUCCGUCAUCAUCCUCCCCUUCUUCGGCAAGUGGAUGGGCCGCAGGACCGCAUUCUGGGGCUAA